CAAGACAUCCCACCAUUUUCAUAGACCCAAAUUUCUUCUACUCCGACUGAUUCUCAAUGGAUAGCUCAGUUGCUCCGGUCACCGUCGACCAUGACCAUAAAAAUCCCAGCAACCUAUCUUCUCAAAAACACCCCUCCAAAGGAGGAUGGAACGCCGCCGUUUUCGUCAUCUUUGUCGAGAUGGCCGAGCGGUUUGCUUUCUACGGUUUAGCCGGAAACCUGAUAUCAUACCUCACGAAUAAUCUCGGCGAACCGGUGGCCACCGCCGCCAAGAACGUCAAUACGUGGGUCGGUGUCUCCGCCGUAUUCCCUUUGCUCGGAGCGUUCAUCGCGGAUUCGUACCUCGGUCGAUUCAAGACCAUCCUAGCGUCCUCUUUGAUCUACUUCUUGGGGAUGGUGUUAUUGAGCUUGUCGGUGUCGGUAAUCCCCAUGCAUUGCCGGAAGGCUGUGUUCUUCACCGCGCUUUACCUAUUAGCUGUAGGCGAAGGAGGCCAUAAGCCAUGCGUUCAGACCUUCGCAGCUGAUCAAUUCGAUGAGAAUAAUCCACAAGAAAAAGCGUCCAAAAGUUCAUUUUUCAACUGGUGGUACCUUGGGAUCGUUACCGGAGCCUCGGUCGCCAUUGUUGUUGUCAUUUAUCUCCAGGACAAUGUUAGUUGGGCAGCGGGAUUUGGGGUGUUAGCAGGGUCACUGGCGGUGGCAUUGGCGGUGUUUUUGAUCGGAAUCAAGAGGUACCGAAAGCAGCGGCCGACGGGAAGCCCCUUCACCACGAUUGCUCAGGUCUUCGUUGCUGCCGCAAAGAAGUGGCGCGUGACUGAAACCCACGGUGGCAGGGGAAUUUGUAACGAGGAUGAUAGAAAGAGCGGGAGUGACGUUGAUGGUCAAACCAGGAGUCACAAUUUGGCCCGUACCAAGCAGUUCAGAUUUUUGGAUAAGGCAAUGAUCAUUGACAACAAGGAUUGCAUGAGCAGAACCAAGGAUCCAUGGCGGCUAUGUUCAUUGAACCAAGUUGAGGAAGUAAAGCUUGUACUUCGCCUCAUCCCCAUAUGGCUUGCUUGCUUAAUGUUUAGUGCCGUGAUAACCCAAUUACACACAUUUUUCACCAAGCAAGGCGCCACAAUGUUGAGAUCAAUAGGUCCCAAUUUCCAAGUCCCCCCUGCAGCACUCCAAAGCCUCGUCGGCCUCACAAUCCUCAUCGCCGUCCCGGUUUAUGAUCAGGUUUUAGUCCCCAUCGCUCGAAAAAUAACCGGACAUCCCUGCGGAAUCACAAUGCUGCAAAGAAUCGGCACCGGUCUAUUCAUUUCCAUAAUGACCAUGGUUGUCGCAGGCCUAGUAGAGACGGCUAGGGUAAACACCGCGAGCAAGAACGGCCUACUCGACACCCCGAAAGCCAUAGUCCCGAUGAGCAUAUGGUGGUUAAUUCCACAAUACGUACUCACUGGGAUCGGUGACGUCUUCACAGUCGUCGGAUUACAAGAACUGUUCUACGACCAAAUGCCGGAAGAAAUGAGAAGCAUCGGAGCAGCUGCGUAUAUAAGUGUAGUGGGAGUUGGGAGCUUUGUAAACACAGCCAUAAUCUCGGUGGUUCAAGCCAUUACUUCAAGGCAUGGGGAUGAAUGGCUGGGAGAUAACAUGAACCGGGCAAAUCUUAAUUACUUUUAUUGGGUAUUGGCCGGUUUGAGUGGGGCUAAUCUGUGUGUUUAUAUGUGGAUUACUAAGGGUUUUGUUUAUAAAAAAGUGGAAAAUAAUGAUCAAGCAAUUAGUGAUGAGGGGAAGGAACUGGAAAUGGGAGGCUAUUUGGAGGCAAAAGUAUGAAAUUUGGGGCCAUUUGUAUGUAAUAUAUAUUUCUUAGGAAGUA
This is a messenger RNA of Hibiscus syriacus, 1854 nucleotides long. Its product is annotated as protein NRT1/ PTR FAMILY 5.4-like. Gene Ontology annotation, cellular component: membrane. The transcript has 5 exons. The record is from RefSeq and is a predicted model, not a curated record. The coding region runs from base 57 to 1811 and encodes 584 amino acids. Gene Ontology annotation, molecular function: tripeptide transmembrane transporter activity; dipeptide transmembrane transporter activity. NCBI's taxonomy places the organism in Eukaryota, Viridiplantae, Streptophyta, Magnoliopsida, Malvales, Malvaceae. Gene Ontology annotation, biological process: dipeptide transport; transmembrane transport.